Messenger RNA from Cloeon dipterum, 2764 nucleotides. RefSeq names its product vacuolar protein sorting 39 (gene Vps39). The coding region runs from base 160 to 2694 and encodes 844 amino acids. Gene Ontology annotation, cellular component: membrane; cytoplasm. The transcript has 13 exons. The record is from RefSeq and is a predicted model, not a curated record. NCBI's taxonomy places the organism in Eukaryota, Metazoa, Arthropoda, Insecta, Ephemeroptera, Baetidae. Gene Ontology annotation, biological process: intracellular protein transport; vesicle-mediated transport; endosomal vesicle fusion.
AAAAGUGACUUUCACCCGAGAUGCUGCUAGUGCCUGGAUCAGCGAAAACUAGCCGAGAAAUCGAAAAAGAUGCAAUGACUGUGCCUCACAAGCCACAAUAUCGCAAUUUCCUCGACAUGCUGUCAGUUUGAAAUUCUUUUAUCCCCGAGAAGAAUCAAAAUGCACGAAGCCUACAACGUCGAGUGGCUCUUGAAGGCGCCCACCCAGGUGCAGUUCGAGUGUGUCACAGCUUUCGAUGAUACUGUACUAGUCGGCUCGAAGCAGGGCCAUUUGCUUGUGUAUAAUGUCACGCCCAAGCCGGGCGACACCAAACUGGAUGUGUGUCUCUUGAGGUUCAACAAGACCUUUUCCAAGAAGUGCGUCAGCCAGUUGGCAGCUGUGCCUGAGCUGGAAAUUUUAAUCAGUCUCUCAGAUGGAGUCAUUAGUGUCCACACCAUGAGAAUAUUUAAUUUCCCUUUGGUCGCCACGCUGGAUAAAUCUAAAGGAGCUAACCUAUUUAGUUUAGAUGUGAAGAGAGUUACGACCCUGACUGGCAGGACUUCAGUGAUGGUCCGCAUGUGCGUGUCGGUGAAAAGAAAGCUGCAGCUCUAUUAUUGGAAAAAGGACAAAUUUUUAGAGUUCAGGGAGGACAUCAGCGUGCCAGACACCCCUCGGGCCAUUGAGUGGUGCGAUGAGACGUUGGUCUUAGGAUUUAGAGGAGAAUACAAACUCAUAGAGAUUUCUAAACUAAAGCAAGAGGAUUUGUUUCCAAUCAAACCACAAGAGCCGCUUGUAACAAAACUCUCAGAAAAAACCUUUGCCUUGGGAAAUGACUGCAAGUGCAUUUUGAUGAACACCGAAGGCGUGCCAAUCCAAAAUGUGCCAGUCAAGUGGAAGGAGGCCCCUGAAGCUAUAGAAUAUGACGAGCCGUAUUUGAUCGCGAUUGAGAACGAGAUCGUGGAGGUGAAGACGACGGACGACUGCACCAUCCAGCAAAUCGCGCUGCCAAAGAGCUCGGCGCGCUACAUCUGCCGGAGCAAGCAGGGCCGGCUUUAUGUCGCGUCUGCGGCUGAAGUGUGGUGUCUGCACGCGGUACCGCUGGCCCAGCAGAUACGGCGGGUGCUUGAGGACAAGCAGUUUGAGCUGGCGUUGAAGCUGACAAGCAUUUCGGACGAGUCUGAAGACGAUAAACGCAGCAACGCCUACCACAUCCAGAACGUGUACGCGCACAACCUGUUCGAGCAGAAGCAGUUCGCCAAGUCGAUGACCGAGUUCCUCAAGCUCAACACCAACCCGUACUCGGUGAUCCAGCUUUACCCGGACCUGCUGACCAAGCCGGAGAUGCUGCACGCGAAAAUGUGCGAUCGGGACUCUGAGAAGGCGCUUCUGGCGCUGAUUGAGUACUUGACCGAGGUCAGGCAGACCACUGUCGGAAAAAGUGAGUGGAUGGCUGGCGAGUCCGACUCGAAGAAGCACAACCUAAUGCAGAUCAUCGACACCACGCUGCUCAAGUGCUACUUGCUGACCAACGAUGCCCUCAUCGCACCCCUUCUCCGGCUGAACAGGUGUCACUUAAAAGAGACAGAGAUGAUGCUAAAGAAGUUCCAAAAGUGGCGCGAGCUGAUAAUUCUUUACCAGACGAACAACAUGCACAAGUGUGCCCUCGACCUGCUGAAGGAGCAGUCGCAGGUGCCUGAAUCUCCUCUCUUUGGCACCUUCCACACCAUCAUGUAUCUGCAGCAGCUGGGAAGCAGCCACAUCGACCUCAUACUGGAGCACGCGACCUGGGUGCUCGACCAGAACCCUGAGGAGGGCCUCAGGAUUUUCACUGAGGAUUUGCAAGAGGUGGAACAUCUUCCCAGGCCAAAGGUGCUGGACUUUUUGCUGAAAGUGUCACCGGUCGUGGCGAUCCCGUACUUGGAGCAUGUGAUCAACGUCUGGGAGGACAAGUCUGAAACCAUCCACAACGCCCUGGUGCAGCGCUACAGGGAGGACAUAGUCAAGUUCUUCGCUGAAGAGAAACACGCCGAGGCCGAGGCACUCCGAACCAAGCUUCUCGCGUUUCUUGAAACCUCAAAUCAUUACAACCCUCACAUGGUUAUCACCUAUUUUCCCAUGAAUUCUUUGCUCGAGGAAAGGGCCAUCAUGCUAGGCAGACUGGCUCUGCACGAAAAUGCCAUUUCGAUUUACAUGAGGAUGCUAAACGACGUUGGAAAAGCAAUGGAAUACUGUGAAAAUGUUUAUCAGAAGAAGCAGGAGGGAUAUAAAACUAUUUACGUGCAUCUGAUGAGGAUGCUGAUCGACCCUCCAAACGAGCCGCACCAGGAGAGACUGGGACUCAACACGACGCCUGCCAAGCCUGAUGUUGAAAAGGCCCUGCUCAUUUUAGACCAGCAUUCCAAUGAGAUUCCUGUCACGGGAGCCUUGAGUGUAUUGCCCGACACGGUGCCGCUGAAAAGAGUUGAGAAGUUUUUGCACAACAGCCUGCAGCAGAUGCUGUCUGAGAGGAGAAAGUCGCAGAUGCUCAAAGGCCUGCUCUACGCGGAGCAUUUGCAAGUGCAGCAGAAGAGAAUCGCGCUUCAAUCGCAGAGUUUGCUGCUGAGUGAAACGAAGCUGUGCCCGGUGUGCAAGAAACGCUUUAGCAACCAAAGUGCUUUCGCCAAAUAUCCCAACGGAGACAUUGUUCACUACUCCUGCCAGGAUAAGAGAAAGUGAAAAGUGAUAUUUUUUGUUAAUUUAAUUUACUCUCAUUUGUAUGCCCAAUAAAUAGUAUUACUUAAACAAA